UCAACUAGCGAAAAACCUGAACAACGUGAGAAGUGUACUUUAGAAACUGUUGGGAAACCCAAACGAUCCAGUGUUGGAGCUGAAAUUAUUUACUUUCUGUUUCUCCAAAAGGAAGUGCUCCUGUGAAUGUGGCUGGAUGAGUUAUGAUGGAGAACAGAGAUGAUGAAGAGGUAGAAAAUGGGCAUGAGAUUCUGCCAUCUAACGCUGCUCAAUAUUCCUCCUGUUCAACACAUGGAAAUCCAAGCGAGAUCAUGGAUGUGGAGGAAGAUGACAUCUUUAAACACUCCACCACUUUGACCAACAAGCAGCGUGGGAAUGAAGUAACAGUACGGCCAGCAACAUUAGACUCUCUGUCCAUACAUCAGCUGGCAGCUCAGGGAGACGUUUUACAAGUGGCUGCACACCUAAGUAAAGACGGUUCGGUGCUCAGCAGACAGGAUGAUCGAGGCUUUACACCUCUCAUGUGGGCAGCUGCGUUUGGAGAAAAAGCAGUGGUGGACUUUCUCUUAGAAAAGGGUGCAGACCCCAAUACAAUUGCGAGGGAGCGAGAGAGCGCCCUGACUCUGGCCAGCUCUGGGGGUUACGUGGACAUCGUUGACUCUCUUCUCAGACAUGGAGUGGACAUUAACACCUACGACUGGAAUGGUGGAACUCCUCUUCUAUAUGCUGUACGAGGGAACCACAUCAAAUGUGUAGAAGCUCUACUUGCCAAAGGAGCAGAUAUGACCAUUGAGUCGGACUCUGGCUACAGUCCAAUGGCCUUAGCUGUUGCACUUGGACACAAAAAAAUUCAGAAGGUUCUGGAGGACCACAUCCUGAAACUCUACAAGCCACCGACAUGACCCCAACUAAAACACAAAGAUUAGACUUCUCUCAAAUCCAUGCAACAUUUUGGUUCGGUAAAAAUGUCCGACAAUAUACAAGUACAGAAAUAUUAACAAACAUGUUAUUUAUGUACAUAAAAUUUAACAAUCCUUGAUGUUUUUUUUAAUAAAUUAUAAUUUAUGUAAGACUAUUUUGAAAUAAUGAAUAAAAUGUGAUUUGUCCUGCGGUUACUUUAACUGGAAUUUUAAAAAAAAGGCUUUUUCUCUACAACUUUUAAUAAAAGUUUAUUUUUUGA
Messenger RNA from Girardinichthys multiradiatus, 1120 nucleotides. It is a transcript of the gene rfxank, whose product is annotated as regulatory factor X-associated ankyrin-containing protein. The record is from RefSeq and is a predicted model, not a curated record. Lineage: Eukaryota; Metazoa; Chordata; Actinopteri; Cyprinodontiformes; Goodeidae. The coding region runs from base 144 to 842 and encodes 232 amino acids. Gene Ontology annotation, cellular component: nucleus. Gene Ontology annotation, molecular function: protein binding. Gene Ontology annotation, biological process: regulation of transcription by RNA polymerase II. The transcript is spliced from 9 exons.